Mesocricetus auratus (golden hamster) is the source of this 2491-nucleotide messenger RNA. RefSeq names its product low affinity immunoglobulin gamma Fc region receptor III. Gene Ontology annotation, biological process: cell surface receptor signaling pathway. Lineage: Eukaryota; Metazoa; Chordata; Mammalia; Rodentia; Cricetidae. Gene Ontology annotation, molecular function: transmembrane signaling receptor activity. The record is from RefSeq and is a predicted model, not a curated record.
AACCGGCAGAUCACCACCCGGACGCAGGCCCGCGCGGUAGGGGAGUCGGGCCAGGGGCCAGCGCCCCCAUGGCCGCUGGUCUGGCUAUCCAAAAAGGACGCCGUGUCUCCCCGUCGGGGAAUCGAACCCCGGUCUCCCACGUGACAGGCGGGGAUGCUCACCACUAUACUAAGGAGGAGGAUAAGUUAGGCAGUUCCGUAAUGCUCUUCUCAAUGUGACAGGCCACUUAGGCCUACCAACCCCUAAAGGCGACUUCCGCACGGAAACGCAAAAGCCUCCGUACCAGGCCAGAACGAUCGUCCCCUGCUUGUGAGACCACCGGGUGGCUUACCCCUGCCCCAUCGAGCCUUUCAGAGCGGCUGUGAGAGUUAAUAAAAAUUGGGGGCAAAUUGAACAUUCUUGCCUGGAGACUCCUGAGAUCAUCUCCUAAACCCCAUGAGACUCUGACCCAGCUCUUGAAUGAGUCUGGAGACACAGAUGUUUCAGAAUGUACAUUCUGGAAGCCAAUGGCUGCUUCAACCACUGACAAUUUUGCUGCUGUUUGCUCUUGCAGACAGGCAGACUGAUCUCCCGAAGGCCGUGGUGAAGCUUGAGCCCCCAUGGAUCCAGGUGCUGAAGGAAGACAGGGUAACUCUGAAGUGUGAAGGGACCCACAGCCCUGGGAACGAUUCCACCCAGUGGCUCCACAAUGGGAAUUCCCUCUGGAGCCAGGUCCAGCCCAGCUACACGUUUAAAGCCUCGGACAAUGACAGUGGAGAAUACCAGUGCCGAAUGGGGCAAACCAGCCUCAGCGACCCUGUGCAACUGGGAGUGAUUUCCGACUGGCUGCUGCUCCAGACCCCUCAACUGGUGUUUGAGGAAGGGGAAACCAUCGUGUUGCGGUGCCACAGCUGGAGGAACAAAUUCAUGAGCAAGGUCACAUUCUACCAUAAUGGAAAGUCUAUAAGAUAUAAUCAUUUCAUUAGCAACAUCUCCAUCGCCAAAGCAAAUCACAGCCACAGUGGUGAUUAUCACUGCACAGCCCGUCUAGGACAGGCACAACACUCAUCAAGGCCUGUGACCAUCACUGUCCAAGGUCCCUCAACUACACCCUUCACCUCUCUGCUUUGGUACCAUGCUGCUUUCUGCCUAGUGAUGUGCCUCCUGUUUGCAGUGGACACGGGCCUUUAUUUCUACGUACAGAGAAAUCUUCAAGCCCCAGUGGAGAAGUGGAGAAAAACCCUGUCAGUCAGAAAGUGUCAGGCUCCUCGGGACAAAUGACGUCGCAUCAUACGGCAGCCGCAGCCGCAUCUUUCCAGCCGCACUGAUGCUUCUCUUACAGUUUUCUUUGAAAGCAGCUUAGAGCCAGGCCUAUUGCGUGGUCCUGCAAUUGCAGCUGCAUCGGAGGUUGCGGCCAGAGGAUCGGAAGUUCAAGGCCUGCCUGGGAGGCAGAGUGAGUGUAAGGCUAGACUGGGUAACUAAGUAAGAUCCUAUUUCAAGAAAAGUAGGCUGGGUAGGGAGUGUGUAGGUGUGUGCUUAGAUGGCUCACCAGGAAAGGGCAACCGUUGCAGAGUUCGAUCCUUGGAACCCACAUGACAGAAGAAGAGAACAAAUUCCUGAAAGCUGUCCUCUGACCCCCACACUCCACCGUGACAGGUGCAGCUUCUCUCUCCACACGCACACACAACACAAAGAAAUUUAUAUGUACUUUUUAUUUUUCAACAAGAAAGGAAGGGGAAAAAAGGCUGAGAAUUGGUGGCAGAACUGUUACUCAGUUUACAUGAUGUCCCAGGUUUGACCUCUAGCAAUAAAAACAAAAAUCAAUCUGGGGUAAGGAUCUCUUUUUUGUGACUUUUGUUUUGUUUUUGGUUUUACGAGACAGGGUUUCUCUGUAUUGGUUUGGAGGCUGUUGGUCCAGCCUUGAACUCACAGAGAUCUGCCUGUCUCUGCCUCCCGAGUGCUGGGAUUAAAGGCGUGCACCACCACCGCCCGCCUUUUUUGUGACUUCUUUACUCAAAAUAAUUAAAAACCUUUCCCUUGUACUUAGAAGGAAAUCUAAUGGCUUUCGUUGUUCUAUAAGAUGGUACCAUGCGAUCUUGUCUCCCUGAUCUCAUUCCUUCCACUUCUCCUGGUUCAUUCUUGCUCAGUUUGCUCUUCCUUCACAGCACCUAUGCUUCAUAUACCGCCAUCUUCUGUUUCAGGGAUGUCCUGGCCUACAGAGGCCCACAUCCUGUUUCACUGCGCACUUGCCCCCUGUUUAAGAAUUGUUCCAAGCAAAACUCAGCCUGAGGCUUGUUCCUCAGUGCAGUGGUGCUGGGAGGAACCAAUGGGAGGCAUUCAGAUCAUCAGGGAUGACUGAUGCCUCCACCAAUGCGUGGGUUGAUGCUUUCCAGGAGGAAUAGCUUAGUCACCCUGCAGCUUAGCUGGUCUUUGUCUCAACAGUGCCCUUACUUGCUCUUGAACUAAAUUCUCUGUAACUGUGAACUAAAUAAACCUUUUUUAAAAAAAUAAA